Messenger RNA from Penicillium angulare, 1203 nucleotides. Its product is annotated as prephenate dehydrogenase (NADP(+)). Lineage: Eukaryota; Fungi; Ascomycota; Eurotiomycetes; Eurotiales; Aspergillaceae. The record is from RefSeq and is a predicted model, not a curated record. The transcript has 6 exons. Gene Ontology annotation, molecular function: prephenate dehydrogenase (NAD+) activity; NAD+ binding. Gene Ontology annotation, biological process: L-tyrosine biosynthetic process. Bases 1 to 1203 code for a protein of 400 amino acids.
AUGGCACGUACCAAAGAAAAUGCCUCAAUUGGCAUCAUCGGUAUGGGUGACAUGGGCAAAAUGUAUGCCCAGCGCCUGAGCGAUGCUGGAUGGAGGAUAAACGCCUGUGAUAGACUUGAAAAUUAUGAAUCUUUACAACAUGAGUUUGCCUCUAAACAAGGAGUCACCAUAUUCCCGAAUGGCCAUCUGGUCUCCAGAAUUAGCGAUUUUAUUCUUUACAGUGUAGAAGCUGGUGUGAUCGACCGAGUCGUCUCAGAGUAUGGGCCAUGUAUGUUUCGGACCCGCUUAGCCCAAGCCAAACAAACCUUAGGACUUGUUAUCAUUCAACAUCGUGCAUCCGAUGAAAGCGUUCGAUUCGUCGAAGAAAUCCUCUCCUCGUUCGGUUCCAAACAUGUCUACCUCACCGGUGAGAUGCAUGAUCGUAUCACUGCCGAUACCCAGGCUGUUACGCACGCUGCUUUCCUGAGCAUGGGCACUGCAUGGCAGGCCAACCAACAAUUCCCUUGGGAGAUGUCGAGAUGGGUUGGUGGUAUUGAGAACGUGAAGAUCAACAUUACAUUGCGCAUCUAUGCAAACAAAUGGCAUGUUUACGCUGGUCUCGCUAUACUCAAUCCGGCCGCCAAAGAACAGAUUCGACAGUACUCUGAGUCCGUGACGGAUCUGUACAAACUGAUGAUUGGGGGACACCGCGAAGAACUGAAGCGCCGAGUGAAGGCUGCGUGUGCAUCUGUAUUCAAAGAGGGCACAGAAGGACAGGAUUUGUUGUUGAAGGACGAAGUACUAGAUCGGUUCUCUUUGUCAAACCGCUCUCGCGAAGCGUCACCCCCAAACAGCCACUUGAGCCUUCUUGCCAUCGUGGACUGCUGGUCUAAGCUCGGCAUCGUCCCCUAUGACCACAUGAUUUGUUCUACUCCGCUUUUCCGUCUCUGGCUGGGUGUGACAGAAUACUUGUUCCGGAACUCUGAGCUCCUAGAGGAAGCCCUGGAUACUGCCAUUGAUGAUAACACUUUCCGAUCAGAUGAUCUGGAAUUUACAUUUGCUGCACGAGCAUGGUCCGACUGUGUCUCCUUUGGAGAUUUCGAGUCUUACCGCGAUCGCUUCGAACGCAUUGCACAGUACUUCGCUCCUCGUUUCCCGGAAGCAGCUACGCUUGGAAACGAGAUGAUGAAGACAAUUCUGGAAAAGACCACGAACAACCCUUGA